Cryptomeria japonica (Japanese cedar) is the source of this 538-nucleotide messenger RNA. Its product is annotated as large ribosomal subunit protein eL30-like. NCBI's taxonomy places the organism in Eukaryota, Viridiplantae, Streptophyta, Pinopsida, Cupressales, Cupressaceae. Gene Ontology annotation, molecular function: RNA binding; structural constituent of ribosome. The record is from RefSeq and is a predicted model, not a curated record. Gene Ontology annotation, cellular component: cytosolic large ribosomal subunit.
UCUCUGUAGGUUUAACUAGCAAUAGGAGAAUUUUUAAGGCGUCUGCGGCUGGGCUUUAUCAUCCAUCGGCAAAAUGGUGGCCACUAAGAAAACUAAAAAGGCUCACGAGAGCAUCAACAACAGGUUGGCUCUUGUGAUGAAAAGUGGAAAAUAUACGCUAGGUUACAAAACUACCCUUAAGUCAAUCAGGACCAACAAAGGAAAGCUUAUUAUAAUUUCAAACAACUGUCCUCCUCUUCGUAGGUCAGAAAUAGAGUACUAUGCUAUGCUUGCAAAGAUUGGGGUACAUCAUUUUAAUGGAAACAAUGUUGAUUAGGGACAACUAGGGACAACUUGUGGCAAGUAUUAUCGGGUGUGCUGUCUCAGCAUUACAGAUCCAGGUGAUUUUGAUAUCAUGAAGACUGUACCAUCAGAUCAAUGAGUGCAUAAUUGGGAUGGUUUGGUCAGGAAAUUGUUAAUUUUUCGUAGUUGCCCAAGAUAUUGGGAAGGAGUACGAAAUUAGUGGUAAAAACUUUUUGUCAAGGUUUUUUUCAAUUUU